AUGGGAACGGGAGAAGCGCUGCACAUUCCAAGACCCGACCCCAACACCAUGAGCUCGUACCUGCCCCCGCAGAGCAGCGGAAUGCCCUACAAUUCAGGAGCUAACGGCAUAUCCGCCCCCUCUGGCCGUCCGGACGGUCCCUCAGGCGCCUUCAUGCCGCCUCCACCUCCUGGAUCGUGUCUAAUGUGCUACAAUCCCAACGUGGACGUGCUUCUCGAGCCGUGUCACCACCAAUUCCACGCUGGCUGCAUCGAACGCGCGCUCACUAAGGACAAGGUCUGUCCUACAUGCUGGACACCCAUCCAGGCGCCACGUCGCCUCAUGACUCAGCAGUACGCGGCGCAGAUGCAAGCGAGUGUCUCCCAAGACAAUGGUGGCUACCCUUUGGACAGUAAAGCGCACGUGCUGGACGGCACCACGCAUAACGCAGCAGCGGCUGGAGGAACUCCCACAUCCAGCGCAGACGGUAACACGCCACCAGCCAGUAAUCCGCCCACCGCAAUGCGCAAGGGCAAGUGGACGGCCGAGGAGAGCGCCUACUGCGACCGUCUGAUCGAGGAGUUCAAGAAAGGCAAUUUACCUUUAGCCGAGGGCACGACACUGCGAACUUUUUUAUCCAAACUGCUCAAUUGCGACCCAAUGCGCAUCUCUAAGAAAUACACAGGCGACCAGUGUAUUGGGAAGAUCAUUUUCCGACGACGUGAGGACGAAGUAUCCAAGGAGGACAUGGAGAAUAUCCGUAAGGACCUGGCAGAGCUGGAGAAAACCUACUUGGAGAGAGAGCAGUACAACCAGCGACGACGCGAGAAACGACUCGAGUCGGAGCUCUCUAGGGACAAGAAUCGCUUUGCGACGGCCAGAUCCAUUGGCUACGCAGCAGCAGCUGCAGGAAACCCAGCGGCCAUGAGAACUCCGCAGCCACAGCCGCAGCAACACCAACAGCAACAGCAACAGCAACAGCAACAGCAACAGCAACAGCAACAGCAACACCACCACCAACAGGGUUAUCCCGCUGCAUCCAUGCAGCCAAUGACCAAGCAGGCGCCUCGCCCAGUGCCCGCACAGCAGCCUCCCGCUGGCUACGGAGCUUCAGGGCGACCAGGAGCGAUGCCCGUCCAGCCACCUCUACACCCUCCCCAACAGAACACUAACGUCUCUUCUCAUGUAUUUAAUGGCGACCACAACAACGUGUCGAUGCUAGGCAUUGCUGGAUCUCAGACGCAGGGUCCAGGUCAGCACGCCCCCAACGGGAUGCAGGAUAACAAGCUUUCCAGCAAUAGCGCUCCCAUGGACGGCAACUCGAGCGACGCGUUUCCUCGCGUGUCAUCUAUUGACAGUUUUUCGUGUCUCUUCCCUCGUGUGGCCAGUAUCGAGAACUUCCAGCAUUCGACGUCAUCAGGCUUCAAUGGGAUGAACCCCAACGCCUCGUACGCGUCGACGGAGACGCUCAACACGAUGACCAGCUCUGGAUUCGACGCACAACAUGCCAACUUGCCCAAGCCGCUGUCUAUUGGCGAGGGUCUGAACGCCUAUUUCCCCCGUAUUCAGUCGCUCGAGCAGCUGUCGAAUUUGCUGCAGGAUCAUGGACCCAACAGUCCUCGUGCUGCUUCUUCGGCAGCGCAGAACCCUCAAAACUCCAUGGAAAACGCAGCAACCCCCAACAAGCAACAGGACAAGGACAACGCCACGUCGGGAGGCGUCCGGAGGAGACUCGGUGAGAUUGGGAUUAAGGAGGAACAGCAGCGAGAUGCCGUCGUCAAUGCUCAGAGUUGUGACACUAGCGGUAGCGACGAACACAGUGCCGUGUCCACUUCGACGAGCGUGACGACUUGCUCCGCUAGCACUGGAGCCUCCAAGCGUCUUAGCCCCAGUCACAAUGCGUCGUCAGGCUCAGGGAACCAGAUUCAGAUCCCCAAGCCUCUGAACAAGAUGCCGCGGAGCUCGUCAGGCAUUUUUCCGCGUGUGCCGUCGAUGGACAAAAUGCCGCGUGUGCCCUCACUUGACAAACUUCCGCGCAUUCCGUCGAUGGAUAAACUUCAUACCAUGGGAGGAGGAGAGCAGCGUAUCCCCAGAGUCCCGUCGAGCGAUAAAAUGGCGCGUGUUCCGAGCUCCGACAUGCUGUCUCGCUUUGGCUCUGGCGACCUCAGUAGCUUUCCGUCCUUCUCGAACCUGAGCACCCUAUCGUCCAGCGCCUCGUACGACAAACUGAGCUCGCUGGGCGGAUUCAAGUCUGGGUUCCCGCGUAAUUCUUCAAUUGAAGAUAUCUUGUCGCUCGUGGCGUCGUCCGAGUCGACCGGUCUUCCUUCUAAUGGCUCGGCGAUGCAAUUGAGUGCGCUGGCUGCAGUUGCUGGUGAAGAAUCUUCACACUUGGCUAACGAACGGAAACGUCGAUUGGAGAACUCGCAGCAGGAGGCAGCGCUGACAGCAGAUAACAAGAAGAGCAAACUAUCGACGUGAAGGUGAGAGACUCACCCUUCACAGUGGAGGAUUUAUAGAUAUGGCUAUUGUCUCGAGCUGGUCGAGUGGAGAAGGACACCCUGCACACGAUAUAAUGGUGGCCGACCACUUGGACAGGCAUUAUAUUCAGUGGCGGAGUGCUCCUUCUCUCAAGCUGUUUCUUUUUUUUUUUUGCCUUUUUUGCCGGUGGUGCUCGUAGUGUAGUUAAUGUAAGCGCAAGCAAUACCUAUUAAACUUUUA
Molecule: messenger RNA, 2697 nt
Organism: Phytophthora infestans T30-4
Lineage: Eukaryota; Oomycota; Peronosporomycetes; Peronosporales; Peronosporaceae
Exons: 1
Coding region: 1-2457 (818 amino acids)
Source: RefSeq, a predicted model, not a curated record